CGGGAGCGGGCGCAGUGUGCGCGGGACGCGAGCCCCCGAGCGCGCAGAGGCGCCGCCGCUGAGAGCCCCCCGGCCCGCCGCGCCGACCCGCCCGCGGAGCCCCGGCCGCGCAGCCAGCAUGAAGCGAGCCCACCCGGACUACAGCUCCUCGGACAGCGAGCUGGACGAGACCGUCGAAGUGGAGAAGGAGAGCGCGGAUGAGAAUGGAAACUUGAGUUCGGCUCUAGGUUCCAUGUCCCCAACUACAUCUUCACAGAUCUUGGCCAGGAAAAGACGAAGAGGCAUCAUUGAGAAGCGCCGACGGGACCGGAUUAAUAACAGUUUGUCUGAGCUCAGGCGGCUGGUACCCAGUGCUUUUGAGAAGCAGGGAUCUGCUAAGCUAGAAAAAGCCGAAAUCCUGCAGAUGACCGUGGAUCACCUGAAAAUGCUGCACACGGCAGGAGGAAAAGGCUAUUUCGACGCGCACGCCCUUGCUAUGGACUAUCGGAGUUUGGGGUUCCGGGAGUGCCUGGCGGAGGUGGCCCGAUAUCUGAGCAUCAUUGAGGGACUGGAUGCCUCCGACCCGCUUCGAGUUCGGCUGGUCUCCCACCUUAACAACUACGCCUCCCAGCGGGAAGCGGCCAGCGGCGCCCACGCAGGCCUGGGACACCUCCCCUGGGGCAGCGCCUUCGGACACCACCCGCACGUCGCGCACCCCCUGCUGCUGCCCCAGAGCGGCCACGGGAACACUGGCACCAGCGCCUCGCCCACGGACCCGCACCACCAGGGCAGGUUGGCUGCGGCGCAUCCGGAGGCGCCCGCCUUGCGCGCGCCCCCUAGCGGCGGCCUCGGACCGGUGCUCCCCGUGGUCACCUCGGCCUCCAAGCUCUCGCCGCCCCUGCUGUCCUCGGUGGCUUCCCUGUCGGCCUUCCCCUUCUCCUUUGGCUCCUUUCACCUCCUGUCUCCCAAUGCACUGAGCCCUUCGGCACCCACGCAGGCCGCAAACCUUGGCAAGCCCUAUAGACCUUGGGGGACGGAGAUUGGAGCUUUUUAAAGACCCGACGCUGUAGGAUGGAGGGAGGGGAACACCUAAAGGCCCAGCUGAGCUGGGCUGUGGCCAACAUCACCUUAGAGUCCUCAGUAAAAGUAAAGAGGAGAAAAGGUACACGUUCAGAUCAAUUUUGUUGAAAGACUAAAGGUUUGUUGGUUUACUUUUUCUUUUUUAAUGUUUUUUUUUUUCUUUUUUAAAAUCAGGUCCCGUCUUAGCAGUUUUUAAAAGCUAGUUGUUAAAUUUUGUUCCAAACAUUACAUUGAAAUAGUGAGUAUAAACC
This is a messenger RNA of Canis lupus familiaris (dog), 1310 nucleotides long. It is a transcript of the gene HEY1, whose product is annotated as hes related family bHLH transcription factor with YRPW motif 1. The record is from RefSeq and is marked provisional. Gene Ontology annotation, biological process: circulatory system development; regulation of neurogenesis; negative regulation of neuron differentiation. NCBI's taxonomy places the organism in Eukaryota, Metazoa, Chordata, Mammalia, Carnivora, Canidae. Gene Ontology annotation, molecular function: protein dimerization activity; DNA-binding transcription factor activity, RNA polymerase II-specific; RNA polymerase II cis-regulatory region sequence-specific DNA binding. Gene Ontology annotation, cellular component: nucleus.